Messenger RNA from Necator americanus (New World hookworm), 408 nucleotides. RefSeq lists its product as uncharacterized. The record is from RefSeq and is a predicted model, not a curated record. The transcript has a single exon. Lineage: Eukaryota; Metazoa; Nematoda; Chromadorea; Rhabditida; Ancylostomatidae. The coding region runs from base 1 to 408 and encodes 135 amino acids.
AUGCGAUCACGCGGAAUUGAAAGGGUGAUGCUAGGAGUAACCCGCUUCACGCAAGUGAAUGAAAGGAUUCGAAGUUCACUCCUACGUCACCGAUCGAAGAUCAGAGACGCUGCCGCAUAUGCCAUGGAAAGAAAAAUUAAGUGGGUCGGACACGUGGUGCGUUUCAACCACAAGCAUUGGACCAGAGCUGUAAGCGACUGGAUACCACGCGACAUCAAACGCACAGCAGGAAGACCGCCGACCCAGUGGUCAGACCUCUUCAUGAAGUCUUUCAAAGAAAAGUACGACGGUCUUCGAGUUUCUCGCGAGAAGAUGUGCCACUGGCCAACACUUGCGCGCGAUCGGGAGAAAUGGAAGUAUUACUGGUGCCCGCUCGAGCAAAUCGAUGAACAACAGAAGGACAGGUGA